AUGGAUUUUUUCAUGGUGAAUCCACGGCACUUCAAGAUUUCUGAUAUAGCAUUGAUCAAUGAUGGGUGUGAACAAACUAAUGGGGUCUUUGAGAAAUUAAUUUAUUUGAUAAAAAAAUGUGUUCUUCAUGCUCUAUCUAUUGGUCCAAUCCCAAUCCAUGUUGCAUUCAUCAUGGAUGGGAAUCGUAGGUAUGCUAAAAAGAACAACUUGGUUGAAGGCUCCGGUUACAAAGCUGGAUUCUUUUCUCUCAUUUCAAUGCUCAAUCUUUGUUAUGAGUUAGGUGUAAGAUAUGUAACAAUCUUUGCAUUCAGCAUUGAUAAUUUCAAGAGGUGUCCUGAGGAAACAAGGUUCCUAAUGGACCUUAUGAAGGAGAAGAUCGAAUCGUUGAUCAUGGACGAAAACAACGAAAGUAUCAACAUCGCGAAUCGGUUCGGCAUGAGAGUUCAUUUUGUAGGAGACCUAAAACUUCUUGAUAAGCCUCUAAGGUUGGCAGCAAAAAGGAUCAUGGAAGCAACUGUUAAUAACUCUAGAGUUGUGCUUUCUAUUUGUGUUGCAUAUAAUUCCACCCUAGAGAUUUUGCAUUCCCUAGAGGAAUGUUGUGAAGAAAAAUGUGAUGAGAUUAGGGUUUUGGAUGAAAGUGGUUCAGGGUAUGGAUUAAUUAAGAUUAGGAGGGAUUAUUUGAAGGAAUAUGAUGAUUCAAUGUGUUUGAUAAAUUUGGAAGAUGUUGAGAGGAACAUGUAUAUGGCAAUUGCCCCAUGCCCUAAUAUCUUGAUUAGGACUUCAGGGGAGAAUAGAUUAAGCAAUUUUCUUUUGUGGCAAAGCACAUUUUGUUACUUGUAUUCACCAUUUGUUCUUUGGCCAGAUUUUGGAUUUUGGCAUUUUGUUUGGGCUAUUUUGAACUACCAAAGGAGUUGCUUUUAUUUGGACAAGAAAAGAAAACAAUUAUAG
Arachis stenosperma is the source of this 948-nucleotide messenger RNA. Its product is annotated as dehydrodolichyl diphosphate synthase CPT3-like. NCBI's taxonomy places the organism in Eukaryota, Viridiplantae, Streptophyta, Magnoliopsida, Fabales, Fabaceae. The record is from RefSeq and is a predicted model, not a curated record. Bases 1 to 948 code for a protein of 315 amino acids. Gene Ontology annotation, cellular component: endoplasmic reticulum. Gene Ontology annotation, biological process: polyprenol biosynthetic process. The transcript has a single exon.